Messenger RNA from Macrobrachium nipponense, 3242 nucleotides. RefSeq names its product frizzled-2-like. The transcript has 10 exons. The record is from RefSeq and is a predicted model, not a curated record. Gene Ontology annotation, molecular function: Wnt receptor activity; Wnt-protein binding. Gene Ontology annotation, cellular component: plasma membrane. The coding region runs from base 508 to 1584 and encodes 358 amino acids. Gene Ontology annotation, biological process: non-canonical Wnt signaling pathway; canonical Wnt signaling pathway. NCBI's taxonomy places the organism in Eukaryota, Metazoa, Arthropoda, Malacostraca, Decapoda, Palaemonidae.
AGAGCCUACUUUGCUACCAUGAAAAAAACGGCUGAUAUAUAUAGUGCUUGAUAUCGUUAAACUCCAGUUUUUUUGUGUUUUGUUGACUCAAACUCAAUGCUGUUCUUUGCAGAGAGAAAAGUGUAAAAGAAACGAUGGUUUAAGAGGGUGAUAUUUUUAACUUGAACUUAUAGGAAGAACCAAAUUCAAAUGCAAUUUUUUUCAAAACCAUUCCGUUAUAUUAAGUUAACGAUGUGCUACCACACCACACUUUUACAAUAACAGCCGUUUUAAUAGCAAUAAUGACCACCACUAGCAUCACAAAAUAGAGCUACAACGAAAGUUUUCUAGCUUCUGAAUGUUUCUUAAAUCGGAAGUUACAGACAGAAAAGAUGGUAAAUCAUCUAAUUACGACCAAGAAUUAUACAUAGAAAAAGGAGAUCCAUCGAAGACAAAGAAUAACAAGUGUUGUUCAAGCUUUGAUAUGUAACAUUUCAUCUCACUGCUCGGUUUAAAAUCAUCGUACCCAUGGCAUCCAACAUUAUUAGAUCAACUUACCUCCUAGGGUUCCUAGUGGCCAUCUCAGGAACAAUGACUCUCGCCUUACCAGCUGACAUACCUGAGUACGAAGAGUUGCCAAAAUCUUGCGAGUCCCUUCAAGGUGACAUCUGCCAGGGUCUCGGCUAUAAGGAAACGAUAUUUCCAAACCUCCUAAACCACGAAUCGCAGGAAGAGGCAAUCACGGAUAUGAAAAAAUACACGCCGCUUAUUGAGGGCCAAUGCUCCGAUGUGCUGCGGGAGUUCCUUUGUGCACUUUACAUGCCAGUCUGUACUAACUACGGAUUCCACCUGCCGCCAUGUCGAGCUCUCUGUCGACAGGUGCGGUCCGGAUGUGAAGAGAUGAUGGAAGCAAUCGGACUUCCUUGGCCGGAUAAGUUCGACUGCACCCGGUUUCCAGAACAUCACGAGCUGAUGUGCGUCAUGUCUCUAAGUAGUGCUGUAGCUCCCCGGACAUCAACGGCAAGGCCUUCUACACUGAUAUGGCGAGGUAACGGAUUUAUGGGACCAUCACUCACCCAGUGUGUCUCCAACGCAGAUUGCAUCUUCGAGAGGUCAGUGUGCCGGGCUGGUGAGUGUGUGUGCGAGUACCCGAGAACCUGGGGACCCUACGGAUGCGAGGAGACGCAGAUUCUAGGAGGACAAUGUAGCACCGAUGAACAGUGUUCAGCCGUUACACCAAAUGCUGUCUGCAGUGAUUCGGUCUGUACUUGUCGGACCCCUAUGAUUAGCUACAUGAAUCUCGCAUGCAUACACGCCAGCGAAGUCGGUUCGCUCUGUUACAACGACGCGCAGUGCCGCGCAGUGAACGUCUACAGCUUCUGCAGGUACCUGGUGUCCCAGGUGGUGGGAACGUGUGCUUGUGAAACGGACCAGUUCAUUAACGUUCGAGGGAGGUGCAGUCCGCGCCUAGGUGGAAGAUGUACGAAGGGGUCCUGUCCACGUCAGCUGGGUGCCGCAUCUUGUCAGCGCGGGAAGGACGCCUCUCUGAAGUGCUUCUGCAGGAAGGAUGCCGUCCGGAGGAGGGGGGUGUGCGUCCCUCAGUAACGUGUAUAGGAUUCAGAAGGAUACUAUCUCCAAUUGGACAGAUUUACUUGCCGGAUUUUUUUUUUUUUUUUUUUUUUUUUUGCGUCACAAUAGCUAGGGUCCUCAAGGGCAUCGACUACUUUCAGAACAUCACUGAACACUGGUGCCCUCAUCCAAAUCAACACAGCGACUCCUUUGUUUUAACAGAGACCAAAUAGUUUCAGUGAAUUUUCAUUGAAAUUGCAGGGCCGGUGCUUGGAAUUGAAGGGCCCAGUUAGAAAAUUAUAGAAAUGACGAUUUUAUUAUGUCUGCUAUAAAAGUGAUUUUUCAAGUGUAAAAUUUAUGUUAAUAUAGAAUGCAUAAUAACGUGAGGAAUAAUACUUAUUCAUUCUUCAUUUCAUGUUUUGCUAUAGGUUUAUUCCGAUUAGAAUACAGAAAAGGCUUCAAACUGUAACUGUGGCGAGGGGAUCCCUUAAGAUGCCGGCCUCAAUUUGAUCAAAUUAGUCAAAUAGGCUUCAAACCGGCCCUGAAUAGCCGUUAAUCAAUCCUUCCUGUGAUGCCACUUUUUUUUUUUUUUUUUUUAGUGUUAGCUUCUUAUUCUCUAUUCUUCUUUGAGAUUGCCUUUUCCUCUUGACGACUUGAAUAAAUAUCGGUCUUGUUUUAUCCUUUUCUUUCUACAGACAUUGAUACGAGUAUAUCGGGCUUUCCCUUUCUUCACAAAGUAUUCAAAUAUCAAUCUUCUUCUGAUCUUCAGCCCUCUCCAAAACUCUCAAAUAUUAAUAGAUUUUAUUAGUUUUAGUUUGUCAUUUCUGCAAAACGCACAAAAAUAUCUGCUUGCUUUCACAGAAACUCUUCACAUCUGUAUAUUCAGAUUUAUGCACAUAUGUAAACUGAUCAGCCUAGCUCACUUUUUAUCAGCAACAUGAAUGUAUAGACAGAAAACUUUUUGUAUCUUUAUUUGAUCUGGCCUGAAUCUUUUGCAAUUUAAAGAUGUCUUCAACUUGAACCAAAAGCAGUGUUAAUCAAUAUGGAGACUGGAUUUAGGAAGAUGAGACAGGAGAACUAGAAAAACUAAAUAUGGGAGAACACGGGAUACGAAAUGCAUUGCUGAAAAACUAAAUAUCCAGACUGCUUGAAACUGUAUUCAACCCCAGUAAGACCACCACACAACAGAUGAUAACGACGCCCUCAGAGAUGAUGACAAGCAUCUUUGAUUAACAGUGACUUAGACAUCAAUAUCCUUCUAGUGAUAAAACUUUAUCUUUUAGCGUUUGGCUGUUUUUAAAGAUAUGUAGAAGAGUUUGAUAUUUUUGGGAAAGGAACCUGUAAAUUUUUUUUCAGUGAAUUAAAACAUGUUCAUGGACAAUUUACUUCUACGGGCCUUAGCGUAAUCAUAAGCAAAGCACAGCAUUAGUUACUUGAUAUUCCGAGUUAAGUCUUACAAUUGCUGGCUGUAUGUACUAUACUGUAGGACACACUGUAAGUAUUUACUCCAUGUACCUGCAAUCCUCUUCGUAAAAGCAAUUGCUAUUCAGUUUUACUCACUUUAAUUGUUGUUUAUUGCAUGUUACAGCAUUGUGCAGUCAGUGAAACAUAUGUUUGUGUAUAUAUGGAGACAUGUACACGCAGAUAUAUGAGGAUAUUUGUGGCACACUGAUUAAUAAACAAUAUUAAAAUUG